CCCCCUCUCCCCGGUUAGAGCUGAAGUCGCGCCAGAGCUGCUGGAGGACCGUUAGAUCACCCGCAGAGAUGGCGAAGGAGGGCAUGGAGGCGGCGGAGGAAACCGAGCAGAUGAUCGAGAAGAACGGGGCUAAAGAGCCGGAGAGCGCCGUGAAUGCGCCGGAUCCAAAGGAAAUGCGCGCUGUGCUGCUUUCAGGCUUUGGAGGUCUAAACAAACUCAAAGUGACCAAGAAAGCCAUGCCUGAACCCCAAGAAGGAGAAGUCAAAAUUCGCGUUAAAGCAUGUGGCUUGAAUUUUCUUGAUCUCAUGGUACGUCAAGGAAAUAUCGACAAUCCUCCAAAAACCCCUCUAGUGCCUGGCUUUGAAUGUUCUGGAAUAGUGGAAGCUGUGGGAGAAAAUACUAAAGGCUUCGAGAUUGGAGACAGGGUAAUGGCUUUUACGAACUACAAUGCUUGGGCCGAGGUGGUGUGCACACAGCAGGAUUGGGUUUAUAAGAUACCUGAUGAGAUGACUUUUCCCGAGGCAGCUGCUUUCUCUAUGAACUUUGUGGCUGCGUACAUGAUGCUGUUUGAAGUGGCCAAUCUCCGGGAGGGGAUGUCUGUAUUUGUUCACUCAGCAGGGGGGGGAGUGGGUCAAGCUGUUGCCCAGUUGUGCGCCACCGUCCCCAACGUCACGGUGUUUGGCACGGCGUCUCCGUUCAAACACGAAGCUAUUCAACACUCUGUCACACACCUGUUCGACAGAAACCUCGACUAUGUAGCAGAAGUUCGGAAGGUCUCUCCUGAAGGAGUGGACAUUGUUCUUGAUUGUCUGUGUGGUGAGAACACGGGGAAAGGUUUAAGCCUCCUGAAGCCCCUCGGCACAUACAUCCUUUAUGGCUCUUCAAACAUGGUGACAGGCGAGACAAAAAGUUUCUUCACCUUCGCCAAAUCUUGGUGGCAGGUGGAGAAGGUUAACCCCAUUAAACUCUAUGAAGAAAACAAAGUCAUGGCUGGAUUUUCACUGCUCAGUCUCCUUUUUAAGCAGGGAGGCUGCGGUCGUGUAAAGGCCACUGUCGACAAGUUGCUUUUUCUCUACAAUGAGAAGAAGAUCAAACCUUUAGUGGAUUCUCUCUGGGCUCUUGAAGAGGUGAAGGAGGCAAUGCAGAGAAUCCACGACAGAGGAAACAUCGGAAAGCUGAUUCUGGAUGUCGAAAAGUCUCCCACUCCUUUAAUGGCGAGCGACAGCACAGAGACGAGUGAGGCAGGUGAGGAAGAGGAGGAGCAUGAAGGAGACAGUGACAAUAAGGAGCGAAUGCCCUUCAUCCAGUAAGCCCUGCUGAUGAUCCCCAUUGGAAGGAGAAGAGACUGUGAGGGGAUGAGUGCCCCGUGUUUCCCCACGCUGUAGUGAAGUGUACGAAUGUGCAACUGUAGUGCGUUUGAAAAUAUCCUUCUUGCCAACUGUCCAACUCAAGUGCCAUUCCCAGCACAGUGCUGAAGUGCUUCAGUGUUUCUGACCAUAUGUGUGCGCGUGUGAGUGUGUGUGUGCAUGUGUAUGUGUGUGUGUGUGUGUGUGUGUGUGUGUGUAUUCCUCUUUACAGCUCUGUGGAUCUUCUAAACAUGUGUAUUUCUGUUGUGUUAGUGACAGGAAAGAAAGACUUAUUGUCCAUUGAGCAGCAGUGCACAGAACUGCUCACUAUAUAUAUAUAUAUAUAUAUAUAUAUAUAUAUAUAUAUAUAUAUAUAUAUAUAUAUAUAAUGUGUGAAAAAACAUCAAAAGUCAACUGGAACUUGCAAACAAGAAAAAAGAAGACAGACAUAGAAAUAAUGAAAAUUAUUAUAAACUUUAGCUUAUUAUUAAUGAAUUAUUUCAGUUAUUAUUAUUUGAAAAAUAUUAAAGAAAGAAAGAAUGUCUGUUAAAAUGCAGAUUUCACAGAGCCUUUCACAAUUCACAAAUAAUUCGAGAUUUGCAGUAAAAGCUGAUGAUUUGUGUGCAGGAAAAUCAGUGGCUGUGAGUCCUUUUGGCUUUUGUGAUUCUGCAUGUGUGUGCGAUUUUGUGUUGUGUUUACACUAUGGUGCCUGUGCUGAGCUCAUGUUUCAAAAAAGUAUAUUUUUGCAAACGUGUAAUGUGUGUAGAGAAAAACUAUAAUGGAACCUGUAGCUGCACCUCUGCCUCUGCCUCUACCUGUACCUGUUUCUGCAGCUGUACCUCUGCUUCUUCCUGUUCCUGUAUCUGUACCUCUGCAUGAACCUCUGCCUCUACUUGUAUCUGUACUUCGACCUGUACCUCUUCCUGUACUUGUACCUGUAUCACUUCCUGUAACUCUACUUGUACCUGAACUUCUUCGUGUCAUAUAACUGAACCUUGUUCUGUGCCUGUAUCACAUGUACUGUACUCUGAAAGAAGGAAACAUGCAUCAUACCUACAUACUGUAUAAUCAUAUUUAUCUAAUCAGCAAAAAAUCUGAUAGUCAUAACACAUUAUACUGUAGAUAAAGUACAGAACUACAGAAAACCUCUAUUAGUGCAGUCUGGAUUAGUAUUUUUGCCUUGACCUUUAAAAAAUUGAUAAAUAGGAAGAUGAUGAUGGACGAUGAUAUUGAACAAAUCUUUAAUUAUUUCUUAACGUCUCAAAGAAGAAAGAUGAAAAGAAAUAAAAUGUAAUGAAAAAACUUCAUGAGAAUCAAGAAAUAAAGAGAGAAAAUUUAAGACAGAGAAAUGACGAAAGGAAGAAGAAAUGAAACAAUCAAACACAAAUAAAAAAGGAAACCUUUUUAUAGUUUUAAUUAUUAAAGCCUCCACUCUUUGAGCUCAUAUAAUAUGCAUAUUCGGAUAAUAAAAGAUUAACAUUAAAAUGAACAGAAGAAACUGAACAUUUAAUGACAUUAAUUGACAAGAGAUUUGUCGUAUCUAAUCAUAAUUGCACUUUCAUCAACACAAAACUAAAACAGAUGAACAGUGAAGAGGUCAGAGAUACGCUACAAUCAGUACGCCAGUACGUCUGAAAUUACAAACCCAAAACAUGAAAUGUUUUUUCUGGUUUGUUUGCUGUUUUGCGUGUAGUGUCUGAAGUGUGUGAAAGCUUGUUGACUUGCCU
This is a messenger RNA of Silurus meridionalis, 3073 nucleotides long. It is a transcript of the gene vat1l, whose product is annotated as vesicle amine transport 1-like. The transcript has 9 exons. The record is from RefSeq and is a predicted model, not a curated record. NCBI's taxonomy places the organism in Eukaryota, Metazoa, Chordata, Actinopteri, Siluriformes, Siluridae. The coding region runs from base 69 to 1310 and encodes 413 amino acids. Gene Ontology annotation, molecular function: oxidoreductase activity.